AUGGACGAGAAGCCCAAGCCCAGCACGGCCUCCCAAGAGGUGGUGCAGAAUACCUAUAUUAAGCCCCAGGCUCGCAAGCCGUAUGAUCCGGAUGUGACGUUUGAGGAGUACCACUACUAUGCGAACAAAACAAGGGAGGAGGAGUCAACCUACGAACCUCCGAAAUUCAGCUUGCGCGACAUCGUUUCGAAGCCGGAUUUGGCAGAGGAAUCCCACCUGUCAGCAACGGAUUUCGCUGAUGAGAAUCGGAUUCAUAUCUCUGACGAAGAAUGGACUAAUGCUAGUCGUUCGUUCAGGUCGGCAUCUUGGGGGGCUUGCUGGUAUCUUAUUGCCGAAGACAUCAUGGGUCCAUAUGGCACUGGAUUCACUAUGGGAACGUUGGGAUGGGGCCCAGGUGUCGUAUUCUUCACUGUAUUUGGCUUAAUGGCCGGAUAUUCCGGCUACUUGAUCUGGCGCGUCUUCUUGGGUGUUGACAGCUACCAGUUUCCGGUCAAGAACUACGGCGAUCUUGGAUACCGGACCUGGGGCAAAUAUGGCCGCCAUGUGACGAACAUUCUCCAGGGAGUGUCCUUGUUGUUCCUUGUUUCUUCGGUCACUUUGGUAUUCGGUGAGAACAUCUCUCAAGUGUCCAGAUUCCAGUUGUGCUAUGCCGCCUGCCCGCUGAUCUUCGCUUUCACUGGCCUCUUCUUUUCGCAAAUCCGCAGUCUCAAAGCCUAUGGAUGGGUGGCCAACGCUGGAGUAUGGAUGAACGUGUUUGUGAUUAUCAUGACGAUGGGGGUCAUGGCCAACUCACCCCCUAACUACGCGAUCUCGAGAUUGGGAUCAGCAGGGAGUGCGGUAGACUCAUCUACUAUCACGCCCGACAAGGAUGGGAAUUAUCCACCGAUUAUACACUACAACAAUAUCCCUCCCAAUGGUUUAAUCGGCUCGGUAAAUGGCAUGCUAUCUGGCGUACUGGCCUACGCUGGAGCGCAGCUGUUCGUCGAAUUUAUGGCUGAGAUGCGCCGGCCAAUGGACUUCAUCAAGGCGAUGUGGGGAGCGCAGUUCUUCAUCUACAGCUUGUACUUGACCUACGGAUGUGUCGUUUACUACCUUCAAGGUCAAUACUCUUUCAAUCCCAGCUACCAGGGCGUCAGCAUAUAUGGCUGGCAAACAGUGGGAAAUAUGGUUUCACUUUGCGCCUCCCUAAUCAGCGGUGGUUUGUACGGGAACAUCGGCAUCAAGGUCAUCUACAACAAUAUCUUCUUGGAUAUCCUGGGCGCACCACCACUGACAACCAAGCGCGGCAAGAUCUUCUACGCAUGCAUCGUUCCAAUGUACUGGGCCAUAGCCUUCAUCAUUGCCGCAGCCAUCCCGGACUUCUUUGGCCUGAACAGCCUCAUCUCUGCCUCCAUGCUUCUCAACCUGACUUAUACCCUUCCCCCAAUUUUCGCGCUCGGUUUCGAUAUUCAAAAGAAUGCCAUCCGGCCCGAGCGCGGAGAAGGCUUCGACCCUGCAACCGGACAAGUGCGCAGGGAGGGAUCUACCAUUCAGCGAUGGAUCCGCGGCUUCUUCAGCGGAGGGAAGAUCCAGGUCGCUUUCAAUACCUGGCAUAUCAUUUACUUCCUGGCGUCUCUAUCUAUGUGUGGCCUUGGUGUUUGGGCUGCUAUCGAAGGUAUGAUCACUGCGUUCACAAUCCCGCAAUUGAACUCAUUCUCUUGCGUAUCGCCACUGAACCUGAACGCCUAA
Messenger RNA from Penicillium lagena, 1728 nucleotides. RefSeq lists its product as uncharacterized. Bases 1 to 1728 code for a protein of 575 amino acids. Gene Ontology annotation, molecular function: amino acid transmembrane transporter activity. The transcript is spliced from 5 exons. Lineage: Eukaryota; Fungi; Ascomycota; Eurotiomycetes; Eurotiales; Aspergillaceae. The record is from RefSeq and is a predicted model, not a curated record. Gene Ontology annotation, biological process: amino acid transmembrane transport. Gene Ontology annotation, cellular component: vacuolar membrane.